Lentinula edodes (shiitake mushroom) is the source of this 1215-nucleotide messenger RNA. RefSeq lists its product as uncharacterized. The coding region runs from base 1 to 1215 and encodes 404 amino acids. The transcript has 9 exons. The record is from RefSeq and is a predicted model, not a curated record. Lineage: Eukaryota; Fungi; Basidiomycota; Agaricomycetes; Agaricales; Omphalotaceae.
AUGAAUGAGGAUUCCAUAACAGAACUCAUCACAGACGAAGCUCACUCAAUUCCGCGACUAUCUCAGGUGGAAGUGCCGUUGAUUGACAAUGAACCCGGUAUCACAGUCUACGGACACGAUACAUUGUUUCAUGCACGGUUGCGUCCAGUGUUUCGUGACGGGGGAUGGGUCCCUGGUGGGCUAGGAGAGGAUCCGACGAGAGUUGUUGUCAGGAGACUCGCAAAAGAAAGCUCUGACGAGGAUGUUAAUCAAGAAGUUAGGCAUUCGUUGAAAUACUACUACCCAUACGUCAUGCAGUUGUUUGGAGCCUCCCGGAUCGCUUCCCUGAAUAAGUUUUUAGUAUACUCAAAUGCAAAUGUGACCACGUAUAUCGAUUUCAAGGGCUCCAAGCGCGGAGAAGAUUAUAGGAGUUACGAUUCACAGUACGAUACAUCGUUCAAUAGCGCUUGGAGAUAUCUGAAAAACGAGGUACCCGUUGACGGUUUCACUUUGGAUGUCAUCUUUUCAGAGACCCGCACUGUCAACGCCAACGGAGGAUCCGCUCUGAUUGUGGUCCCUGCCCUCCCAUCGUCGCCAGUGGAUCGUGCUAAGCUUAUAACUAAGGUCCUCGAAGAAUUUCAGUACAAAGUCAACCGUCGCAUCGACGUGGCAAAUCGCGCACAGUUCACGCGGUGUCCGGAGUGUUUACCUUCUACAGGUGGAUGGAACUUGGGACUAAUAAAUUCAGUGUUGAGAUGUUUGGAAAAUGUAGAGCCUCAUUUAGAGUGGGGGAAGUUUCUUAUCCAGAGUAGAUCUGAGGAAGCAGACGAAGAACGAGAUCAGGAUCGUAGGGGAAGAGACGAGUUCAAUAACGCGUUCGAGAAAGCCCAAAAGCUCGCUGAGACUCUCAGCAAGAAUACUGAAACCGGGCUCAAUAGGGCAAUGAAUGACGUUAUCAUGCGUUCAAAUCUAGCGACUAGCGGGAUCUGUAGCUGGUGCGCGAAGAAAUGGGAACGGAAGGAGGGUCAACUAUUCCAAACAUUUGAGGAUUCUACAGCGGUCAUUACUAUCGUAGAGGAAAUGCCCGAGAACUUAGAGGGGAAAAGGUCAAGCUCUUUUGGGUGUCUGGAAAAGCUCACAAACAAACCAAGUUACCGUUUAAGGAUUGUUAUGGUGGUCAUAUGUCUACUCCUCGCUGGGGUUCUUGCUUUCAUGAAGAGGGGGGCUGGGAGCUAA